Molecule: messenger RNA, 1716 nt
Organism: Pelobates cultripes (western spadefoot toad)
Lineage: Eukaryota; Metazoa; Chordata; Amphibia; Anura; Pelobatidae
Source: the annotation of a GenBank genome assembly
AUGUCAGUAACUGUCCUCAAUGUCACCGAGACUCUGAAACGUGGAUUUUAUUCAGCAUUUUAUUCAACGUCCGCACAUCUCUGUAUCACCAGCCGAUACCUCAGCAACUACUCAAAAUGGCUUCCAACUGUCACAUAUCCACCUCACCAGCCGAUACCUCAGCCACUACUCAAAAUGGCUUCCAACUGUCACAUAUCCACCUCACCAGCCGAUACCUCAGCCACUACUCAAAAUGGCUUCCGGCUGUCACAUAUCCAACUCACCAGCCGAUACCUCAGCAACUACUCAAAAUGGCUUCCGGCUGUCACAUAUCCACCUCACCAGCCAAUACCUCAGCAACUACUCAAAAUGGCUUCCGACUGUCACAUAUCCACCUCACUAGCCGAUACCUCAGCCACUACUCAAAAUGGCUUCCAACUGUCACAUAUCCAACUCACCAGCCGAUACCUCAGCCACUACUCAAAAUGGCUUCCGGCUGUCACAUAUCCAACUCACCAGCCGAUAUCUCAGCAACUACUCAAAAUGGCUUCCAACUGUCACAUAUCCACCUCACCAGCUGAUACCUCAGCAACUACUCAAAAUGGCUUCCGGCUGUCACAUAUCCAACUCACCAGCCGAUACCUCAGCAACUACUCAAAAUGGCUUCCAACUGUCCCAUAUCCACCUCACCAGCCGAUACCUCAGCCACUACUCAAAAUGGCUUCCAACUGUCACAUAUCCAACUCACCAGCCGAUACCUCAGCAACUACUCAAAAUGGCUUCCAACUGUCACAUAUCCAACUCACCAGCCGAUACCUCAGCCACUACUCAAAAUGGCUUCCAACUGUCACAUAUCCACCUCACUGUCACAUAUCCACCUCCCUAGCCGAUACCUCAGCAACUACUCAAAAUGGCUUCCAACUGUCACAUAUCCACCUCACCAGCCGAUACCUCAGCCACUACUCAAAAUGGCUUCCGGCUGUCACAUAUCCACCUCACCAGCCGAUACCUCAGCCACUACUCAAUAGGCUUCCAACUGUCACAUAUCCACCUCACCAGCCGAUACCUCAGCCACUACUCAAAAUGGCUUCCAACUGUCACAUAUCCACCUCACUAGCCGAUACCUCAGCCACUACUCAAAAUGGCUUCCAACUGUCACAUAUCCACCUCACCAGCCGAUACCUCAGCCACUACUCAAAAUGGCUUCCGCUGCUUCAUCCACCCUCAAUGUCAAGAUAUCCACCUCCCAGUCGAUACCUCGCAACUACUCAAAAUGGUUUCCAACUGUCAUACAUAUCCACCACCAGCCUAUACCUCAGCCACUACCAAAAUGGCUUCCCACAUAUCCACCUCACCAGCCAUACCUCAGCUACCAAUAGGUUUCCAACUUGUCACAUAUCCACCUCUACCAGCCGCAUACCUCACACUACCAAAAUGGCUUCCAACUGUCACAUAUUCACCUCAUUUAUUACCAGCCACUACUCAAAAUGGCUUCCAACUGUCACAUAUCCACCUCACCAGCCGAUACCUCAGCCACUACUCAAAAUGGCUUCCGGCUGUCACAUAUCCACCUCACCAGCCGAUACCUCAGCAACUACUCAAAAUGGCUUCCGGCUGUCACAUAUCCACCUCACUAGCCGAUACCUCAGCCACUACUCAGGGCGUCAUGGUAACAGGGAGUCGGACACACAGCUGGUAACAGAGGAGGAGCAAUGCUGUGUAUUCACUGGGCUCUGA